Daphnia pulicaria is the source of this 3346-nucleotide messenger RNA. RefSeq names its product prostaglandin E2 receptor EP1 subtype-like. The record is from RefSeq and is a predicted model, not a curated record. Gene Ontology annotation, cellular component: plasma membrane. Bases 1525 to 3087 code for a protein of 520 amino acids. Gene Ontology annotation, molecular function: G protein-coupled receptor activity. Gene Ontology annotation, biological process: inflammatory response; positive regulation of cytosolic calcium ion concentration; adenylate cyclase-activating G protein-coupled receptor signaling pathway. NCBI's taxonomy places the organism in Eukaryota, Metazoa, Arthropoda, Branchiopoda, Diplostraca, Daphniidae. The transcript is spliced from 8 exons.
GAGAGAGCGUGAGCAGCAGCGUGUGUAGUAUAUAGCGGGAGAUUUCCACCCAGUUGUGCUUCAGUUGGCUGUUCUCUGUUUUUCGUGCUACUCCCAUCUAUACGCUGGCCGGCCCUCCGUUUCGCUAUAUAAGUUCCCCAUCCCCCUCUUUUUUGUGUGUUGGGGGUCCGGGCAGUCGUCCAGUUUGUGCCAGAACAAAUAAAAUCACCGACGCGAGAGAGUCUCUUCAUUCGUAUAUAUAACUGCCGCUUGAUAUUAGCGUCGGACUACAUCACCCAAAGUUCUACUCUCGUUUAAAACAAAAACUAAAAUAGCUAAAAGUUUCUGCGCUUUGAUUUCCUUAGUAUUCCCGUGCGGACGAGUGGCCCGUCGUCGCGAGGUGGUGGGGGACAUUUUCUGUGCGUGAAUUCUUUUCUUGUUUGGUUAUUUCGUUAUUUCCGCCCCCGAUUGUUAUAACAUUUGGUUUGUUCGUGGCGAGAAUUGAGAAAGUCCCAAACAGCUCACUGGAGAAGGGGCGGCGGGCAGGUCCGGCCCCAAAACAAAUGGCCAGUUGAGGUGCUGCUGCAUUGCCGAGAGUAUAGGAUGUGUGCGGGGGAUGUUGUUGGCGGAGAAGAAGCGGCCCGGCCAGCAGCAAGGAGGACACCAAUCUAACGGCCAAUGAAAUGGACCCCGCCAAUGUCCCGCGUCAUCCCGUCGUUCCCGUCUAGGAGCUUCUCUUCGCUGUCGUUCCACUUGAAAAGAAAGAAAGAAAAAAGGAGCAGCCGCAGCAGCAGCAGUCAUUUGGCAAUCAACGACCUUUUUGUGAUUUUUAUUCGAUAUUAUUAUUAUACCGGCGCGAAGUGUAUAGAGAAAACGACGUCGACGCAACCCAGGCCCGGCCAAUGUGAACACACCGUCCAUUUCCUAUAGACUGAGAGACUCUCGCACACACAAAAUCCUAUCCUUUUCAUCAGCGGGGGGAAUAUCUAUCCAUCUCUAUCUAUAAAUAUCUAUUCCUUUUCUCAUACAUAUCGACGCCGUCCUCGAAACGUGAAACGACGCCGAAUGAAAUAAAAAAGAAGAAGAAGAAGAAAAAAAAACGCACGUUCGUGAAACCUGAGUGAGCACCCAUACCGUGUGUGCCUAUAACAUAACCCGACCGACACUGUGCUGUGCAAUAUCGACACUGCUGGAUGCUAAUGUGAUGGCAUAGCCUCCCUUCAAAAGUGCAUAGCGCCAUAUUAUAUCCCAGCUGCAGCUUUUUUGAUAGUUAUUUCCUUCUUUUUCUUUUUCAUUUUAAAUUUCCUGCCGUGUGUGGGAAGAUCCCGCGUGGCGUGGAGAGUGGGCGGAGUGUGUGACAGUUGAUGGACGACACCUUAUUCCAUUCCUGCAAACGGUGGGAAAAUAAAAGAAGAAGAAGAAGAACAUUAGAAACAUACAUACCUCUUUUAGAUCGAAUAGAAGGGCGAAAAAAGAAAGAAAAAAAUAGCGCAAAAAAAUCUCUGUUUGGAAUUGGAGCCAAAAGUGUCACUAAAUAGGAUCACCAUGGAGACGGCGCUGAGGGAUCUGCUUGAGCAGCAGCAGCAGAAUCAGCAGCCGCCGGAGCGCGUGGUGACCGAGGCCGCCGUUGACUUUCUAUCGAUCGCCUCAUCGGCGUUUGUGAUUUCCCGCAACGAGACGGGCGGCAUUGGAGGAGGCAACACGAGCAGCCUCCUGCUGGCCAACAGCAUCGUCGCCAACGUCAGUGGCGUCCGCCACUUGAAUCCGUCCGUGCAGGCGUUGUUGACGGUGUUUUACUUGCUGGGCAUCUCCGGCAACAUAGCGGCGCUGAUCAUGUUGGGACGGAACGAGACGGCGCGCAACAAGCGACAGACGCUGAUGCUCAAGUGUCUGGCGUGGAACGACCUGCUGGCCGUGACGGGCAGCUCCAUCCAGAUGCACUUGCAGAUCUACAUGCCCAGCCGAUGGGUCCUCACGCCCUACUUCUGCGGCGUCCGCGUCUUCUGGCGCGCCUUCGGACUCGGAUCCGGGGCCGUGGCGCUGGCCAUGGCCGUCGAGCGAUGGUUCGCUCUCACCAAACCUUUCGUCUAUCAAACGAAAGUGACAUAUCGCCGAAUUCAGAGCUCAAUCUUCGGAUUGUGGAUUCUGGUCACGAUAUUGUCCUGUUUGCCGUUUUUCGGUUUCGGUCUCUACUACGACACGUCCCAGGUCGGAUACAAGCGCUGCUCCAGGUACCGGUUUGGCACGACUCCCGACGAUAUUGCCUACGCCUACAUUUGGUUCGGUUUCGGUCUGACCAUGUGCGUGCUGAUUGUUGCAUGCAACUUGGGCGUGAUCGAGGCCCUUUACCAGAUGAACCGGCGGAGCGGAAACCGGCGGCUGACUCGCUACCCGGCCGAAUUUUCGUCGUCGUCGGUGGCGGCGGCCGUGAGCCAGCAGCAUCUGCCGCUGCGGGACAAGCAGAGCCGGCGGCUGUCCUUCUCGGCCAGGCGGAGCAUCGAGCUGGACAACAACAGUUCCUUCUCCAACAGUUCGACCAGCCGCCACCACCUGAGCGUCAGACAGCGCGAUUCGUCCGGCAGCUCGUCCGCCUCCCGGCGCCACCACCGCCACCACGACCCCAGCAACCAGACGCAGGAGGAAAUCAAAUUCGCCCGUCUCAUGGCCGUCCUCUGCAUCUUCUACGUCCUCUGCUGGAUCCCGCAACUAGUGGCUAUUCCGGUGGGUUUGGCCAAUCCGAGCAACCAGGAGCGGGUCUUCUUUCGAGUGGCCGACGUCUGCAUCGCCCUCAACUUUGUGCUGGAUCCUUUCAUCUACGUCCUGUUGAGGGGCCAGUGCGGACGCAGCUGUUGCUGCCGGGCCUGCAGCUCGUCCCGCUGCUGCUGGCCGUGCCGCAAGAUGAAUCGCCAAGAAACGUCGUUUGCCUCCCAAUUGGCCAAGGACGACGACGCCAAGUUGGCAGUCGGCGACCUUGCCUUUGGAAUGCAGACUCAAGAGACGACAGCCGUGCCGGAUCGAGAUUACGUUCCGCUCAAAACUCUGCUGGCCAACAGCGAGAAUGGCCUCCUCAUGCCCGCAGUCAAUAACAGCAAAGAACACCCGGUCUGAAAUCAUCCGACGAAACCAACAACCGCAAAAAAACAAAACAAACCAUCGUCUAGAUAUUAUUAUUAUACAUACCGUAAUACAUAUAUACAACAAACGAUGUAAUUGAGAAGCUACAAUUAGCGGGUGCUUGUGUUGUGCGUGUGCGCGCGAUCUGGCGUGUCUAUAUAACGACGGACUGCUGACGGAUGAGACGACACAAACAAAAAAUAAUAUGCGGAUCAAAAUGAUGCCCGUUUUUUUUUGUAUUUUGUUGUUAUUU